AUGUCUUCAUCACCUAUUUCAAAGGCAUGCAAUACACUUCAUCAAGGGGAGACAAUGUCCCAAGUCCAUCGCACUCGCAAUAUCUUUUACGCUAAAUCGAUAGACGCCGCCGAAAACCAUAUACUAUGGAAGCUUGCUACCUUGUCAGAGGACUUUGAAUUAGGGAUACCCAGUAACUUUUACUCCACCGCGCGGUUCCAGGAGUUCCUUGACCUAGCACAAGAACGAAAUCAGAUUCUCCGCUACGCUUACUUUCCCAACGACUGCCGACUCCAGAUAAUACCUAUGGGGAGUCCUGUCCAUCAAGCUCUCUGCUGGGUCUUGGAAAAGAAUCUACGGGAUUUCCAGUCUGAAGGAUCCAGUUCGAACAAAGUGCUCAAGAAUCUCAAUAUCGGCACGGGCUCGCUGCCCAUUGCAAGUUCUCGUGUUGAUCAUUUUGCUCGAAGAAAGACUCCAGCUCGAAAGAAGACUCCUGAUCUAGUGAUCUCAUUCCUAAGCCCCCGUGGGAUCAAGUUCCAAUUCACUGUUGUACUUGAGGUCGGUUUUACGGAGACACACGAAGAUCUUCUCGGUGAUGCAUUCGAUUGGCUUACGAAAAUUGAAGAUGUCAAUCUUGUUGUUAUUGUCGACAUCAAAGAGGACAGAAAAGCCCUUCAAGAUGUAAAACACACCACAGCGUUCCAGAAUAGAGCCCGAAAAUUGGUAGACCAAUUCGGUAAUGAACAGGCGCGAGCUCGUGAUGGUAGUAUUGAUGAUACUGAUGGCGAGGUUACCAACGAUAGGGGCGACGGGAACGAUGACCCAAGCAGUAUACUGUCCGACACAGCAACAGAUGACCUGAUUAAAGAACUUGAGACCGAAAUUGACGUCGAUGAUUGGAUUGGACCCUUAUCUGCAAGACUAGAAUUCUGGGAACUAAAAGACGAGACACUUCAACAACGCGGUGAAAGUUUUGUAAGCCUGAUUCACUUCUUCUCCGUCUACCAUAUGCUUACUUUGUCUCGAUUACAGGAUAUUCUUCCCAGACCAAGGAAACCUGUACAGCCAGUCAUUCCCAUUCUCGAUAUGGUACCAAAAGACCAACGCAAAAAGUUUACGAAGUACGACUUAUCACAGGUGGCAAGAAUUGAUAUGAAACAAGCUCGACAUCGAUUGCUCGCUGGAAGAAGAAUGCUCGCACUUGAAAGAGCCAGGGAAUACAUUCGUCCAGACCUGCAAGAUGCUGAUCCGGACUUCGUACCUUGA
Messenger RNA from Talaromyces amestolkiae, 1245 nucleotides. RefSeq lists its product as uncharacterized. Lineage: Eukaryota; Fungi; Ascomycota; Eurotiomycetes; Eurotiales; Trichocomaceae. The transcript has a single exon. The record is from RefSeq and is a predicted model, not a curated record. Bases 1 to 1245 code for a protein of 414 amino acids.